AUGUCUUCACCCAUGGUUAUUUCUACCAUUGGAAAUAUCAAAGAAAAUUUUGACAACAUAUUAUCAAAAAGUUGUCUGGUAAAAAACUUUUGCAGAUUAGCGCUAGUUUCUGGUUUAAUUCUUUUUGUAGCCUUUGUUCUAUUUCUCAAUGAUCCAAGUUGUAGUUCUUUGAAGCUUUCAUAUACCUUUCAAAGACCAAACACCCAGUUUUCAUCAUCAUCUUCAUCUUCAUUAACACUUCCUAAUGAAGAAGGAUUAAUUGAUUCUCCAACAAAUGUAAGUCAUUUGGUUUUUGGACUCCAGAGUUCUGAAAAAACCUAUCAUUUCAGAAAAGCAUAUGUUGAAUCAUGGUGGAAACCGAACCGAACGAGGGGUUAUGUUUAUCUUGACACAAACCCUAGUGGUGAUCUUCUCCCGUGGUCAUCCAAAUCGCCGAGGUAUAGAAUCAAUGAUGAUUUAAGCAAGUUAAUUGAAGAAAUCAACCCUAUAAGCGUGCUUAUGCCGCGAAUGGUUCAUGGGAUUAUGGAGUUGUUUCGCGAAGAACACGAAGGGAUGAGAUGGUUAAUCAUGGGAGACGAUGAUACGAUGUUUUUUGUGGAUAAUUUGGUGGAUGUGCUUUCAAAAUAUGAUCAUAGAAAGUAUUACUACAUUGGGUAUCCUUCUGAAUUCGUUUUGCCCAACCAUUUGUUCAGUUUUAAUCAAGCCUUUGGUGGUGGUGGGAUUAUUUUAAGUUAUCCUUUGGCUAAAGCAUUGGUUAAUGAUAUGGAUCGAUGCCUAAGAACUUAUUCAAAUCUUUCUGCUGAUUUGAUGAUAAUGGCUUGUAUAGCUGAUAUUGGUGUGAAUCUAACUCCCAAUAACGGUGUUCACCAGAAUGAUUUAAGAGGGGAUUACUCAGGCUUUCUAUCAUCUCAUCCCAAAGAACUUGUUCUAUCCAUUCACCAUUGGGAUGUCUUAGAUCCAAUCUUCCCUUCCAUGAACCGCUUCCAAUCAGCUCAGCAUCUUAUGAAGGCGGGAAAUGUAGACCAAUCGCGUCUUUUUCAACAAACAAUCUGCCAUCACAGGCAAAUGAACUGGACAUUCUCCAUUUCUUGGGGUUAUUCAGCACACAUUUAUGAGAAAAUUCAGAGAAGAAGUUGGCUAAUGUCUCCAAUUGAAACAUUUCGCGGUUGGCGAAAAAGUAAGCAAGAACCUAAGUUCAUGUUUAACACAACGAGACCCUUUGGUGAUCCUUGUGAAGCUCCUCACAUUUUUUUCUUUGAAUCUAUCAAAAAAAUGUCAGACACCAAAGAGAUUCAUACAAUUUACGCAAGGCAAGGAUCUCGUAAUUUACCUUCUUGUGGUGUAAGUGGGAAUCAUUCUGCUGAAUUUGUCCACAAACUUCACGUUUUAUCAUCGCCAAAUAGGCGACCAGAGGUUGAUAGAGCUGAAUGUUGUGAUGUAGUUCGUGUAGCGGGGACCGGAGAAGCAGAAGUAAGGUUUAGAGAGUGCAAAAUAGAUGAGAUUAUAGCUUAA
Messenger RNA from Oldenlandia corymbosa var. corymbosa, 1512 nucleotides. The record is from the annotation of a GenBank genome assembly. NCBI's taxonomy places the organism in Eukaryota, Viridiplantae, Streptophyta, Magnoliopsida, Gentianales, Rubiaceae.